Molecule: messenger RNA, 354 nt
Organism: Clonostachys rhizophaga
Lineage: Eukaryota; Fungi; Ascomycota; Sordariomycetes; Hypocreales; Bionectriaceae
Source: the annotation of a GenBank genome assembly
AUGGGUGUGGGAAACAAGAGAACGCUCACAAAGACUCGGCGGACACUCAGAGGCCUGGAUCAAAUCAAAGAUGAUCUCCUCUCCGCCAAACAUUUGUCGCAGUACAAGGACUCCAAAGCAGCUGAGGACCUGCCUGGUCUGGGUCGCCACUAUUGUGUAGAGUGUGCCAAAUGGUACGAGACCGACAAGAGUCUCGUCGCACACCGCCGUGGGAAACCCCACAAGCGCAGAGUUAAGCAGCUUAAGGAGGGUCCAUAUGAUCACAAAGAAGCCCUCGCUGCUGCUGGGCUGAGAAUAGAUAAUGGGAAACGAGAAAACGACCCCAGCACCGACGACGUUGACAUGGCUACCUGA